GUGGCUUUGGAGAAUGAAAAGACGGGGCGAGGGGUGGGGGAAGAAAAGGGAAGAAAAAGAUUUAUUGAAAUAGGCGGAGGACACAGCCUGAAAUCCCUCAAAAUGCCCCACGAGAGAGACAGCAGGAGUGGCAGCCAUAGAAAAAUUUGGGAGGUCAAGUUGCCCUGAAGGCAAGAGAAAGGAGUAGGUUUCCAGUGAUGGCGAUGGAGGCGAUAGACCUGUCUUUUCUCUCGGAGGCGGAGAGGGACUUCAUCAUUCGGGUGCUCCAGCGAGAUGAAGAACUGCGGAAAGUGGAAGAGAGAAGAAUUAGGCGUCUGAAGAAUGAGUUGCUGGAGAUCCGGAGGAAAGGGGCCAAGAGGGGCAGCCAGCGGUACAGCGAGCGGACCUGCGCUCGUUGCCAGCAGAGCCUGGGCCGGGUCAACCCCAAAGCCAAUACCUGCCGGGAUUGCAAUCACCUGGUUUGUCGCGACUGCCGCUCCUACGAUGCCGACAGCUGUUGGCGCUGCAAAGUUUGUGCCAAGGAGGCGGAGCUGAAGAAAGCCACUGGAGACUGGUUCUAUGACCAGAGAAUGCAUCGCUUUGCUCCUCGUCUGGGCAGUGACAUCGUUCGUAUGUCUCUUCGGCGCAAACCACAGGCUAGCAAAAGAGAGACAACAAGCCAAGUGCUUCUUCAGAAAGCUCAACGCAAAGACCCCAAAAGUGGCUCUGAAGUGCCCCCCAAAAGUCCCCAGCAUCAACGCAAGGAACACAGCUUGAUCUCUGAUUCCUCUGAGCUACGGGAUCCAAAAAGUGACACAGAAUCUACCGAGAAUAUGAGUUUGGAUGGCUCGCGCCCAGCCUCUGUUCCCACGUCUACUCGAUCUAGCCCUCGCCAAGGGAAGACGAACACACUCAGCCCACCGGGGCCCAAGGUCUCCAGCUUAACCCUUCCUGCUGGCUUUAAGGAAACUCCUCACUCUGAUUCAGAUAGCGAAGCCCUUUGGGGGACUCAGAGUGCAAUUUCAGCAGAUGAAAAUGAAGUCUUGUUCAAAAAAAAUCCAAGGAGAAUUCAGAGGCCGUCAGAAUACACGAAGUCUGUGAUUGAUCUCCGGCCAGAAGAUGCGGUCGGUGAAAGUGGAGUUCUGGGAGACAGAAGCAAGUCAGUCCCAGGUCUCAAUGUCGAAGCGGAGGAAGAGGAGGAAGACAUAGAUAGCUUAGUUGAAAUUCAUCGGAGAAGGGCAGGGCGAAAUAGCAUACGCAGUGGUUCAUCUUUGAGCACCCUGGGAAGCAUGGUCAGCAUUUACAGCGGGGCAGGUGACUUUGGCAACAUCAGCGUCACUGGGGAGAUCGCUUUCUCCUUGAGCUACGAAGAAAAAACGCAGGCCUUUUUUAUCCACGUGAAGGAGUGCCGCCACUUGGCAUACGCUGACGAAGCCAAGAAGCGGUCCAACCCGUAUGUGAAGACAUACCUUUUGCCGGACAAAUCUCGUCAAGGCAAGCGAAAAACUACCAUCAAACGUAACACCGUCAAUCCCCUUUACAAUGAAUUGUUAACGUACGAGAUCCAGAAGUCUCUUCUGUUGACCAGAACUUUACAGUUCUCUGUUUGGCACCAUGACCGCCUUGGACGGAAUCACUUCUUGGGAGAGGUGGAUAUCCCUAUGGAUGCCUGGAACUUCGACAGCCAGUUGGAAGAAUGUCUUCCCCUACAUGGAAAGAACCUUGGAGAAACUUCUUCCUCUUCUUCUCAGCACAAAGGCGAGAUAGUGGUGUCCUUGAAGUUCAUCCCACCCGCUAAACAUCUCGGUGCAGGAAAUGGGAAGAAAGGCAAAAAGGAAGAAGGCGGUGAACUUCAGGUUUGGAUCAAAGAAGCCAAGAACUUGACUGCAGCCAAAUCCAGCGGGAUGUCGGACAGCUUUGUCAAGGGGUAUUUGCUCCCUCUGAAGAACAGGACCGCGAAGAAGAAGACCCCGGUGGUGAAGAAGAGUCUGAACCCUCACUACAAUCACACGCUGGUCUACAAUAACAUCUUUGCAGAGCACUUGUGCCACAUCUGUCUGGAACUCACAGUGUGGGACCGAGAGCCUUUGUCCAGCAACGAGUUCUUGGGUGGCGUCCGGCUCGGAGUUGGCAAUGGAAUGAGUAACGGCCAAGCAGUCGACUGGAUGGAUUCCACGGGCGAGGAGAUAAACCUGUGGCAGAAAAUGCGCCAGUACCCAGGAUCUUGGGCUGAAGGGACCCUUCCUCUUCGGGCCACCAUGAUCAAGACGAAGCCGUAAUUUUGUCCCCGCUUGGACAAUCAAAAUCUGCGGGGAAUAAAAGAGCCGGGUAAUCUGGAGACCUGGCCCAAAACUGUCCAGCUUCUUUAGCACAGGCGUAAAUUUUGCAACGGCUGUUCAGACAGGCUCCUUCUAAAGAAGGGAAUAUUUUCUCGGCAGCCGUUUUAUUUUGGAGAUUCUUACUUUUUCCAAUAUUGUUGGUGCUCGAGCUCCUCUUGGCAUCUCAAAGUGCCUUUUAAAUUUUUUUUCCCCCUCCUGUUCUUUUCUUCUGAUUCCUGCUCCCUUUUCUGUGCUGUCUUUGGUCUUUUUUUUUUUUAUUUUUUAAAGCCCUUUGGGUGUAAACUGUAUUCUUAUAUCCGGUUUUAAAUGUCACUGCUGCCUGCUCUCUUCGUCAGCAGGAAAGGGUCAUUGAAAUAAAGUUCAAAUCUAUCCUGCAGAAGCUGCAGGAAUUCAGCCGGCCUUGAAACCUCGGAUACCGUAGGGACCUGAAAGUUGCACUUCAAAAUCUACUAUAAGUUGGAAAGCAGAGCAGAAAGGAGCUAAUCACAUUCAUUCCACGUAUUUUUCCACUUACGAGGAAAGCUUACGGUGCUCGAAGUGGAGGAAAGAAGGAGGUAGAAGGAUGACUAGAAUUACAUGAAUAUGGAGAAGAAGACAUGGCAAGAGGUCUGUUUUUCUUGCACGUUGCCCAAAUCUGGGAUUAUCGGUGGAAGGGGAAUGGUGGAGGAGGAUACCAGACAAGAAAAGAAUGCAUUAAACAGAUGGUUUUAAAAGGAGACAGGGGUAAAAAAAGAAUAGAGAAAAAAUAUAUCCCAAUGGUAAUUAAUCCUGGUUUUAGGAAGCAGCCCCAGGGAAGGUUGUGCUCUUCUCUUUGAAAUUAUUGGAUCUUCAGUAUCAGCCUUCAACUAUCUGCUACUGCUGUUGUUUUUGAAUUCUGUUGCUAAGCCAUACCCAACUCUUUCCAACCCCAUAGCCCACGACAUCUCUCCUUCUCCCGCUCUCUUUCUCUCUCUCUCUCUCUCUCUGGUGAAAUGCUAUCAGUUUGCUCUGCUUUGGGUGAACCGGUAGUGAUAAAAAGUACCAGUUUAGCUGAACCCGUAGUAAAAAAAAAAAAAAGCUAACAGUUUGUGCAAACUGGUAGUUUAAAAAAAGAUACUGGUUCAUCCAAACUGGUAUUUCCCACAAUCCGCUGUGCCGCGUGAUUUAUAUUCGCUAGAAAGAAGGAAAUCCUGCUUUCUAGCGAAGCUAAAUCGCGUGGCAUAGCGGUUCCACCCACUCGCUGUUCUACUUACCUAGUGGUCUUUUUCCGCGCAGAGCACGUGUUUGGUGCGCACUGCACAUGCACAGGCAGCAAACUGGUAGUGAUCCGCGGAGGAUUUCACCACUGUUCUCUCUCUCUCACACACGCACACACAUACACGUCCUCCUGUCUUCCAGAGUUUGCCCAAAUUCAUGCCCAUUGCAUCAGUUGCCAUAUCUAACCAUCUCCUCUGUCGUCCCCUUCUCCUUUUACCUUCCAUCUUUCCCAAGAUCAGAGUCCCUUCCAAGGAGUCCUCUCUUCUCAUUUGAUGGUCAAAGGAUUUGGGCUUCAGCUUCAGGA
Molecule: messenger RNA, 3858 nt
Organism: Ahaetulla prasina
Lineage: Eukaryota; Metazoa; Chordata; Lepidosauria; Squamata; Colubridae
Gene: SYTL4
Product: synaptotagmin like 4
Exons: 17
Coding region: 198-2258 (686 amino acids)
Biological process (GO): intracellular protein transport; exocytosis
Cellular component (GO): plasma membrane; exocytic vesicle
Molecular function (GO): neurexin family protein binding; small GTPase binding; phospholipid binding
Source: RefSeq, a predicted model, not a curated record